This is a messenger RNA of Sus scrofa (pig), 7540 nucleotides long. NCBI's taxonomy places the organism in Eukaryota, Metazoa, Chordata, Mammalia, Artiodactyla, Suidae. The record is from RefSeq and is a predicted model, not a curated record.
CCUCCCAUUGGCCGCGCCGCGGGGCGGAGGGGCCGCGACCCUUUCCGCCGGCCUGGGCCUGGCGCUCAAUUUAAACACUUAACCUAAGCCACUGGCGGGCUCCGGAAACGAAACGAAAAGAAAGCCCGAGGUUCUCCCCGCGGGCCGCCCUCCGGGCCCGCCCUCUGCACGCUGCGCUCCUCGGUAAAGUCCCUUCUCCCGCCAUUUGCCGCGGGGCUCUGGCCGGGCCCGCGCUCCGCGUGCAGAGGCCUGCGGCCACCCGGAGCGCUCGGCGGGCACGGCGGGCAGCAUGGACCGCAGAGACGGGGCUUGCGGCCGGCAGCACGUGUUCCUGGUCCCAGAAUAUUUAAAAGAUGCUUCAAAGAAGAUGAAAAAUGGGCUUAUGUUUGUGAAAUUGGUUAACCCGUGUUCAGGUAAGUGCUCCUUCCCUCCCUCUCCUCUGAUAAUAGUAACUUGAACAUUUUUUAAACAUCAUGGCUGAAAAAUGUGUGUCUUUAUCUGUCUUUAUACGUUCAUUCUUCCUGAAUAGCUUUUAAAGGUAAGAUGGUAUUACAUGGUGGCACAAACAUUGCUGGGCUUCUGAAAUAAUCACUCGACCUAAACAUUUUUUUAUUUCUUCUUAAUUUUAAUCCAUAGAACCGUUCAUUCAUCAGAAAUGAUGGCCAAACAGUAAAGUGGUGUGUUUGAUUUCUUUCUGAAAACAGAUUAAUUUUCCUUGACCUUCUUAAGGUGACUUUUCUUAGAAUAGUUAUCCAACAUUAGCCUCCAUUUAUAUUCAUUGUAUGUUAUGAAAUAAAAUAAAUGACCAUAUUUUUUAAAGAAGGUUUUUACUAGAUUUUGUAUAGUUUCAUCUUUAGUUAUGCUUUCCUUAUUUUGUUCUGACCGAAAAGUAGUAUACAUGUUUUUUUUUUCCUGUCAAGGAGUGAUUUGUUUUGCAUCAAAAGCAUGGCCUUUUAAGGAGAUACAUAUUUUAUCAGGAAUAAUUUUAACUUUGUAUUCAGUGUAUUUUGUUUUGUCUUAUCAUUUUUAGGCAAAAAUAUUAAAAUAUAAAUAUAUAGUAAUAUUGGUGAUAUUAUUUAUCACUGUGUGGAAUUGCAUCUCCAUUAGUUUAUUUUGUGAGAUUUAUCUUGUAAGGUUUUUUUUUUUUUUUUUUUGCUUUUUAGGGCUGCACCCAUGGCAUGUGGAAGUGCCCGUGCCAGGGGUCAAAUUGGAGCUGUUGCUGCCAGCCUACACCACAGCCACAGCAACACGGGAUCCGAGCCAGGUCUGUGACCUACACCACGGCUCAUGGCAACGCCAGAUCCUUAACCCACUGACGUAGGCCAGCGUUAGAACCUGUGUUGCAUCUUCAGGGAUACUAGUGGGGAAGGAGUACCCAGCUUCUCCAAGGGCAUACGCCCAGCAUGUAGUUGAGGAAAAUUCAAAGUCUGGGUCCUGGUGGUUGAACCAUGUUUAAGAAAAAAAAUUCAUGCCUUAAAGGGGUUCUUUGAGAUGCACGCAGAUGCGCACAGUCUUCCCUCACCCUCUUCCAGCCUCUUUUUUUGGUUUGUUUGAAAAAAGAAGAGGAAAUUUUCAACCAGUUGGAUGUGGCUUUCCUCACUCCUGCCUUAAAGGCGUUACUGUCUAGGUCUUGGCCUUUCCCACUCGGGGUGGCCUUUGGGGUGGGCAGGCCUCGUCCCUGUCCUCAUGGUGGGAGGCUGCACGCUGCCCUCGACUGGGGCCUGCGGGCCAGCUCUGUUCUGCUCACCGAGCCUUCAGGUUUGAGUAGUUGAAGAAGGGGAUUCCGUCCUGACCCCAAGGAGGACUCGAGGAAAGGCUUUGUGGUUAAGGUCAGUGAUUUCCACUUUUCUAUUUAUUGGUCUCAGUUCGGUGAGGAUUGCGGAGUUGGCCAACAAGCCUCUGUAUGUAACAGCCACAAGCUUUCCUUGGAGUCCCUUUGUAUAGACCAUGUCUAUGUAGGUUUAUGUUUAUGUUCAUAUUAGGAACAGUCCUCAGAACUAGUAGAUGGUCUUUUGACGUGUGUGUGUGUGUGUGUGUGUGUGUGUGUGUGUGUGUGUGUGUGUCAGAGAGAGAGAGAGAGAGAGAAAACUUACAAAUAAAAAACAGAUUUGUCUUAACAGGGGAAGGAGCCAUUUACUUGUUCAAUAUGUGUCUACCGCAGCUGUUUGAAAUAAAAGUUUUCAAGGAAAAACACCAUUCUUGGUUUAUAAAUGAGUCCGUUCAAUCAGGCGGUCUCCUCCACUUUGCCACCCCCAUGGACCCUCUGUUUCUGCUCCUCCACUACCUUAUGAAGGCUGGGAAAGAGGGAAAGUUUCAGCCCAUAGAUCAAGUUGUGAUGGAUGAUAUGUUUCCAAAUUGCAUCUUGUUGCUGAAACUUCCUGAACUUGAGAAGUUACUUCGACACGUGACAGAGGAAAAAGAAAUAGACAAGAAGAAAUAUUACAAGUACAGCAAAGAGAAGACAUUAAAAUGGCUGGAAAAAAAGGUCCAUCAGACUGUAGCAGCUUUGAAAACCAAUAACGUAAAUGUCGGUGCCCGGGUACAGUCCACUGCGUUUUUCUUCGGUGACCAGGCUUCCAUUGACAAGGAAGAGGAUUAUAUUCGUUAUGCCCAUGGUCUGAUAUCUGAUUACAUACCUAAAGAUUUAAGUGACGACUUAUCCAAGUAUUUGAAGCUUCCAGCACCUCCAGCGUCAGUGCCAAACCCUCCAUCAAAGAAAGUAAAGUUAUCAGAUGAGCCCGUAGAAGCAAAAGAAGAUUACACUAAGUUUAACAGGAAAGAUCUGAAGACUGUAAAGGUGGCAGCACAAAGACAGCAAAAGAACAAGUGACAGCAGGUGCACGCAAGGCUUGGCUACUUCUCGUGUAAUUUAAGUCACUCCCAAAGGGCUACAACUUUUUCUUCUGCACUUUCUAGACCACCAUCAAAUGCCAAAAGAGGUAUUUUAAAGGACUAACCAGGAAUGCUUUCUCUCUGUGGUCAAGACCACCAGUCCCUUCUCACAGUGGCACCUCCCCCGAGGCGACUCUGUCCUGUACCUAGGAAGCUCCCCAGGUGGGAGCCUGCCCCGAGGAUGUCAAGCCAGCCACCCCUCUGCCCCAGCCAGGGCUUGGUAGAUGCAAACUGCUCCAUUUGGAGUGGGUGCACUGAGUUCCUGCUGUGUAUAGCGCGGGGAACUCUAUCCUGUCUCUUGGGACAGACCAUGAUGGAAGAUAACAUGAGAAAAAGAAUGCAUAGAUACGUGUGCAUGACUGGGUCACUGUGCUGUACAGCAGAAACUGGCACAACACUGUAAAUCAACUAUAAUUUUUAAAAAUCUUUUUUAAAAAGUGUGGAUUGUCACAGUCUGAUGCUUCAGACUUCAAAACAUUGGGCAGAGAAGGCUCAUGGGGAAAUUCGGGUCAUUUCUUAAGCCUGACCCUGUUGGCUCGCUCUGCUUUCCUGGGGUCAGGAGAGCACUUUUAGGGUUGCCCAUGGUGACUGUAAAUACUUGACUCCACCCUAAAAGCUCUGACAGUCCAAGUUUCUACCUUUGUUUAAAAAAAAAAAAAAAAAAGACAGCCUGACCUUUCUUUACUCCUUAUCAAUUUGGCAACUUCUGGUUCAUAACAACACCUAAACAUGUGCGUUUUAUGAUCUGCUGGCGUUGUAAACAUGGCUUCAUUUUUAAAAGAUCUGUCCAAUAUGUGCAUCAUUAUUAUGUCAAGAGAGGGCGUAAGGUACGCAGGGAAGUUAGAGGUAGAUGCCGAAAAGCAACUUUGCGGGGAAUUCUCACGCUCAGCGAGUAUGUUUUAGGGGACAGGGGGAGGUUUUGUGCAAACACGUCCAGGAGUUUGCGCCAACGCAUCAGCUUGACAUCAGGGGACUUGGGCAGAAGCCACUCGGGCGCACGUCGAGCAUUCGAACGGGACCCCUCUUCUUCGGGAAGUCAUUCCGCUUCUGAUUCUCUAACUCCGUUGGGUAAGCAGGUUCUGGAAAGUACUCUGUCUUUUUUUGGACACACCUCCGUUCACACUGUGACACUGUCAUGACCCUGCAGGGCCUUUCGAGCUCCCGCACCUCAGCGGCUGACGGGGUGGUGAGGUUGUGGGGCCUCCUGUCUCCAGACCCCAGGUCGGGGGGUCCGUUGUGGAAAUCCGGAUGCGAGCCACUCAAGAGGGAGCUCCGCAGAGAUGACCUGUUUGAAAGCCACGCCGUGGGGACGGGUCAAGAGCUUGACCCGGUUCAGCAUACGCUUGUGGAGUUCAAGUCCGGCUUGUUCUGCCUCCCCCUGCACAAUCCCAGACGCUGUCUGUGGAGGUCCGUGUACAUAUAUUUUGGACCAAAGCAACUGCUGAUGCUGGAUUGCUAUGAGCGUGUUCUGUGUCCUCCAGUAAAUCCAUUCUCCAUCCAGGACCACAUCCCAGGACCCCCAUCCCCUCCUCCAGGAAGGCGUAGCCCGGGAAACCUGCACGGGCGCCCGGCUCCCGCCUGAGCUCCCCCCGCCACCGCCGCCUUGAGAAGGGCUUGGAGCAGCUCUGUGUCUUUGCGUGGCUCACCCACCACUCGCUCUGGCCCUGGCCACCCCUUCCUCCCCCACUCGACACACACACACACACACACACAUGCGCUCAUUGCCUCAAAUUUAAUCCAGCCCUUGGUGGCCUAAGCUUCGGGAUACCGAUGACACCUCAGUUGUCGCUAGAAGCCCCCUCUACCUGUGCCCCAGCUCCAUAGUCCACUGGCCUCUGAAUGUUGAACAAAUACGAACAUUUAAAAUGUAACACACCUGAAAUGACACAAAUGUAUUAUUUUUUUCCUUACGCAAGUCAUUCAUGAUGCUUCCUCCAAAAGUUAAAAAGGCAAAGUCAAGGCUGUCCCCACCGCCACCAGGGUUCCUCUAGGUAACUGUAGCCCCAGCCCUGAAGGAGGCCCUGGUCACAGUUGCCCAGGUUCCAACAUCGGGUCCCGAUCCUUCCUCUCGCCGGCAGCCCCAGGUCGCUUUUCAUGCACUCGACCUCCUUGUUUUAUCCAAGAAUCCAAUCCUAUUGGUUCGCCCUUUAGAAAUGCUUCCCGGCACAGGGAUGCCCCCCAGGCCUUUCCACCUGAUGGUCCAGGGCAGCACCGCGUGGCCCGGGUCUCUCCGCAGAGCCGCCCGCGCCUCCCGCGUUGCACACUCAGCCCGCGCGUCCCUGAUGCACAGAUGAAAUGAGAUGCUCCUUCGCUACCAAAUGGUCAAGGACUUAGAAACAGCCCUGCUGGCAGCCAGGAGCAGAGGCUGGAGGUGGGAGCUGCUGAUGAGCAUAUAAAAAGGUGCCGCUUCCAGGGAGGCCAGCUUGGAACAAAUGCCAAAAGCUUUCAAUGUCCGCACUGCCUUUGCUUCAGCAACUCCCACUGUUGGAAACACAGGCCUAGGAAGUCACCCGGAGGGUGCACCCAGAGCUGCCUUAGAGUGUUUGCUGCAGAAGCCCUAUGCAUGGGAAAAGACUGGGAAAAACCAUUUUGGAGAGCUGAGGGAAAUGAUUUUUAAAAAUUGGUAUUCAAAGUAUUAAGUAAUUUUAUCUCUCUCUUUUAUCUUUUUUUUUGUGUUUGUCUCUUUAUGUUAGAAAUGUUCAAUGACAAACAUAUUACUAUUAGUGCAAACAUAAUAAUCUUUAAAAAAACUCCGUUGAUUUUUUUCUUUCAUGAUUAUAAUUUUUUUAAAUGUUUGAAAUUAAGUGUCUUGGAGGAAGAACAUAGAUUCUUACUGCUGCGUGCUUAGUAUUCAAGGGUAUGUGUUUAGCAGAUUCUCUAAGUAACCAUACAGUUGCUCCUCUGUCCUCAAACCUUUAAGGAUUUCGGAUCCUUACUAUUGAUUCCUUGGCUCCCUUCACCCAGUCAAAAAUAUAUGUUUUGCUUUAAAUUGUGUGCAUUGGACAUGUACACAGAUGGUGAAAUUCAUUUUGCUUUAAGAUUUACUAAGAGCCCCAGAAAUUCGAUGCAAAUGCUCUGUGAUAUUUCCCACAACCAGAUCUGAGAAUGACCGCGUCUGUCUACAAAACUGAGGUGAGUAAAAACAGCAAAAACAACAACCAUAACUUUAGUCUCUCUUACUAAAGAGCGCAGAGGCGAUAAUCUCACAGUUGCUGCUUUUCAGCCUUCUCUGCAGAUAGUAACCAAAUUACCCUGCUUCGUGGUUCGAAUGCAAGUCCUGUCCAUUGCCCCCCACACAAGUCCCUGCUUCCGUUCAGAGGGUGUUUUUGCUUUUCUGCUUUGCUCGUUAGGGCUGAACGAGCAUAUGGAAGUUCCCAGGCUGAGGGUCAAAUCGGAGCCACACCACAGCCACAGCAACACCAGAUCCAAGCCAUGUCCUCAUGGAUACUAGUCAGGUUUGUUCCCUCUGAGCCACAGCGGGAGCUCCUCAGUCCAGACUCGCUGUGCUUUCUCACUGCUCUUGGGAGGAAGCCCCACGUCCUCCCCGUGACAGGCAAGGCCUUUCCAGCCACAGCCCAACCCUUCCAUCUCGGUUACAGCCACACUUCUGGCUCCACGGCCAUUAGACCUGCUGGUUCCUCACCUGGAAUGUUCUGCAAGCCCCUGCUAAUUACCUAAGUGCUGAUCUUCCCAAGGCGACUACGGUGGCCAUUGGACAGCCCUAGGGCGGCUCCUUGACCUUCCAGGCCAGGUCAGACCUCUCUGCGGCAGCUUUUCCGGCACCCGGUCCCUUUCCCGGAACUUUCACAGAGACGUGCUGAAAUCUGCAGGCAUGACGAUCAGACAGUGUUUCCCUCUGUGAUGACACAGCUUCAGGAAAGCAACGACCCAUGCAGCUUAGCCUUUCUGCAGGAAAGAGUUCACAGCAGGCCCGAGACCCCCGUCCUGGCCUUGCUACGUCAAGGUUGUCCCUUGGCUGGUGUCUGGGAACAGGUCCUUACGCUGAGAUGCUCAGAGCAGCCACAGAAGCCAAACCGCACAAACACUGUGGUUUAUGCUGAACGCCUGCUUUGCCUCUCGGGCUCUGGAAUUUCAGGACGCACUGGCCAAGGUGUGCCCAGGUGACCGGCCCCCAGUAAGACCUUGGGUGAGGUCUCAGAUGGGCUCCCCGAGCAGAAGCUGCGUGCACGGGGCCUUGUCUUCACUGCGGGGUGCAGGCUGUGUGACCCCUCUCGGGAGUAAGCCAAGCAGGAGCUCGAGGAGGCCAGCCCCUGAGGCCUGCCCGCUCCGCCUGCUGCCUUCCCCUGGCCACUCGGCAGUGUCCCUGCUACACGGGCGUCAUAAAUCCUGGCUGUGAACCCAGCUCACGCCGACUCCUGUGAGGCCUUGCAGCAAACAUCCAAUGGGCGAGGGGCCUUGCUCAACACGCCACUGUAGCCCCAGAACCUUGCACAGCAUCUGACAUUUCAUAAAUGAUUUACUGCCUAUUUUUGGAAAUGCAAAUGACCUCAGAGGACGAGGGCUAAGUCUAUCCUGUGGAAAUUCUCAAAAGAACUAAGAAAUACGACUUAACUACAUUCUAAUGACCCAGAUAAAGAAUGUGCAUACAUCUGAAAAAGGCAGAAUAAAAAAUGAUUCCGGAAAUGUA